Molecule: messenger RNA, 1779 nt
Organism: Penicillium brevicompactum
Lineage: Eukaryota; Fungi; Ascomycota; Eurotiomycetes; Eurotiales; Aspergillaceae
Exons: 5
Coding region: 1-1779 (592 amino acids)
Biological process (GO): pyrimidine nucleobase biosynthetic process; CTP biosynthetic process
Cellular component (GO): cytoplasm; cytoophidium
Molecular function (GO): identical protein binding; CTP synthase activity
Source: RefSeq, a predicted model, not a curated record
AUGAAGUACGUGGUGGUGACAGGAGGUGUGAUAUCCGGAGUCGGCAAGGGCAUCAUCGCCUCCAGUGCCGGUCUCCUGCUACAGAGCAUCGGGCUCGUGGUCACAUGUAUCAAAAUCGACCCCUAUAUCAACGUCGAUGCAAGUCAAAUGAGUCCCCUUCAACACGGAGAAGUCUAUGUGACAGAUGAUGGAGGCCAGGUCGACCUCGACAUUGGUAAUUAUGAGCGAUAUCUUUCGAUCUCUCUCCAUAAAGAGAAUCACAUCACAACAGGAAAGAUCUAUGAGAAUGUCAUCAACGCCGAACGCAGAGGUGAUUAUUUAGGAAAAACCGUCCAAGUGGUGCCUCAUGUCACCGAUGCUAUUCAAGAUCAGAUUCAGCGCGCGGCGAAGGUCAGCGUUGAUGAAUCGCAGUCCGAGCCCGAUGUCUGCAUCAUCGAGCUUGGCGGUACAGUCGGUGAUAUUGAAAGCUCGCCUUUCAUCCAUGCCCUGGCUCAGCUUCGUAAGAAAGUUGGCAAGGAGAAUUUUGUUCAGAUUCAUGUCUCUUAUAUUCCUAUCGUGCCACCAGGGCCCUCCGGUGAGCAGAAGACGAAGCCAACUCAGAAAUCGAUAAGCGAUGUUCGAGGUGCUGGUCUGACUCCUGAUUUGAUUGCUUGCCGCUGCGAAACACCGCUGCACCCAUCCACCACACAGAAGAUCGCCACCAUGUGCUCAGUGGAACCGGAGCAGGUUUUCAGUGUCCAUGAUGAAUCAACGACGUAUCAUCUACCGAUUCUCCUUAAACGCCAAAACUUGCUUGACGCUAUUAGCAAGCAUCUGGACAUUCUGUCAUCAGUCCGAAUACCGCCUGAGCGCCUUUCACACAGCACUGAGAUGUGGAAAACCUGGGUCGAUUUGGCUCACAGCCAAGAGGUCGUUCAUGAAACGGUCUCGAUCGCACUAGUCGGCCAAUAUGCCGCUAAUCGCAAUGCUUAUUUGAGCAUCUCCAAAGCCCUAGAGCAUGCUUCCAUGUACUGCCACAAGAAAGUUCAGAUACUGUGGAUCAACGCUGCCGAUCUCGCUGACGAAUCUCUCGAGGAUUCACCUGUCAAAUACCAUAAAGCCUGGCAUGAUCUUUGUUCCGCGCAGGGUGUCCUCGUGCCUGGCGAGCCUGAAGUCCCAUACUGGCGCGGAAUGCUCAAGGCGAUCAACUGGGUGAGAGUCAACCACAAGCCCUUUUUGGGAAUAGGUAUGGGUUUUGGAUUGGCAGCCAUCGAAAAUGCUCUCACCCACUACAGUAUAUCACCUGGUAGUGAUGUUCAGUUUCAUGAAAUUUGGAGACGCACGCUCGGUCCUAUAAACUUCAAUGAUGCCAGAGUGGAUGAGAGUAUGCAUUUGGGAAUUUAUCUUUGCAAAUCCCAAUCUGGAUUCGACGAGUCUAAAGUGGGAACUCUCUAUGAAAAUAUUCAGCCACACGCUCGGGAUCACCAUCUCUCUGAACGAUAUGAGAAACAAAUUCGCGCACGUUAUCGGCACCAGCAGGUUGGGUCUCCCGAUUUGGCUCGAUAUCUCAAACUAAUUGGCUUUGUCAUCACCGCAAAUGACAAGUCCAAUAACCGCCCAGCAAUCAUAGAGAUGUACGACCUCCCCUGGUUUGUUUGCGUGCGAUUUGAGCCGCAGUUUACAAGUCGUGUAUUACAGCCAGACAAGAUCAUUCUUGGCUUCUUUGCUGCUUCUGCUGGAUGCUUGGAUGAAGUCACUGAGGCGGUUCAACAGGGUCGACGAAGCUUUGGAGGUACCUGA